Molecule: messenger RNA, 1724 nt
Organism: Ornithodoros turicata
Lineage: Eukaryota; Metazoa; Arthropoda; Arachnida; Ixodida; Argasidae
Product: beta-hexosaminidase subunit beta-like
Exons: 12
Coding region: 78-1538 (486 amino acids)
Biological process (GO): ganglioside catabolic process; carbohydrate metabolic process; glycosaminoglycan metabolic process
Cellular component (GO): membrane; lysosome
Molecular function (GO): beta-N-acetylhexosaminidase activity
Source: RefSeq, a predicted model, not a curated record
ACGUCGCCCCGUGGCCUGUUCCGCAAUACUGGAAAACAUGGAAUCACCGACUGGGUCUGGAUCCGGCAACGUUUUAUAUGACUUCAAAUGCUCAGUCCUGCGACGUUAUUGCGGAGGCAUUAAAGAGGUACAACGACGUCAUAUUUGGAUAUUCACGGAGGCACCGCAACAGCCUAUACCAUACAGGACCAGUGCUCCCUGGUUUAACAGUUCACGUGGAAAACUUCGAGGGCCAAGAUUGCCAGUAUCCUGGCCAUCUGAGCGACGAAAAAUAUACGCUGGCAGUCUAUGAUACGGGCGCCUUUUUGACGUCCACCACAGUAUGGGGAGCUUUACGAGGACUUGAAACGUUCAGCCAGCUGGUCCACUCGGAAAUGAAUGAACCCUACAAGUUCCUAAUCAACGUGACAGAGGUGGAAGACUUUCCCAGGUUUGGAUUUCGUGGAAUCCUUCUGGACUCUGCGAGACACUUUUUGUCGGUAGAUGUGAUCAAGCGAAACCUGGAUGGCAUGGCAUACAACAAAUUCAACGUCUUCCAUUGGCAUGUUGUGGACGACCAGUCCUGGCCACUGCAACUGUGCACUUUCCCCAACAUCACGGCGAGUGCGUUCUCACCAAGAUCUGUGUACACAAAGUCGGAUGUCCAAGACAUAAUAGAGUAUGCCAGGCUCCGCGGAAUUCGUGUGAUACCAGAGAUCGACACUCCUGGACAUACACAGGCCUUAGGCAAAGCGUUACCAGACCUGUUAGCACGUUGUUCCGGUGAGGGGAAGAAAGACCGUUUACCGGCUUUGGAUCCAACGAAAGAGCACACGUACAGAACAGUGGUGAAAAUCCUGAAAGAGGUGGCUGACACAUUCAAGGACCAGUUCAUACAUCUUGGUAUGGAUGAAGUCAAUUAUGCUUGCUGGCGCCAAAAUCCGGAUAUUCAAUAUUUUAUGAAAGAACAAGGUCUAUCUUCGCUGAGUGAAGUUGAAGGGUACUACGUUCAUCGGCUGUUACAAGAUCUCAGAAGCUUCGGUUCCAAAUACAUGAUCUGGCAGGAUCCCAUAGACAACGGAGUGGAGGUGCCGAGAGAUACUAUAGUGGGCGUUUGGAAGAACUCGGCCCACGACAAGUGGCAGGGGCAUGCAACGCGCGUGGCUCGUAAAGGAUAUCAGAUCGUUGUCUCAGGCUGCUGGUAUCUUAACUACAUCAGCUACGGAGAUGACUGGAAGAAGUACUAUGAGUGCGAUCCCACAAGUUUCUCGAGAGGUGAAAACAUGAAAGAUUUGGUUAUUGGAGGGGAAGCUGCGAUGUGGGGUGAAUACAUCGAUGACACCAAUCUGGUCGCUACGCUUUGGCCAAGGGCGUGUGCAGUUGCAGAGCGACUGUGGAGUAGUGCCACCUACAAUAACGCAAAUGAUGCCUCACACAGGCUCCAUCAGCAGCGAUGCCGUAUGCUUAGGCGCGGCAUUCAAGCUCAACCAAUAGGCAACAGCGUUUGCCCUGAGUACGUUACAAGCCAAGAGAGGCAGGACACUUGUCGCUAUUUUUGAACACGGCAUUGAUGAAUAUCGAGUAUCACACUCGUGCACCGUGUCCACCAACACGCCUUCGACUUCAUUCCCGGCCUGCUGGUCCACGAAAAAUCGUAUGACUCAGAAUUAAAUCCUGUAAGCACUGUUUGAGAAGGUCGAUAACCAUGCAGUUGACGCACUUCAUGAAUAAAUUUAAAAACUCGG